Messenger RNA from Callorhinchus milii (elephant shark), 1413 nucleotides. It is a transcript of the gene cunh10orf53, whose product is annotated as chromosome unknown C10orf53 homolog. The record is from RefSeq and is a predicted model, not a curated record. NCBI's taxonomy places the organism in Eukaryota, Metazoa, Chordata, Chondrichthyes, Chimaeriformes, Callorhinchidae. Bases 1 to 279 code for a protein of 92 amino acids. The transcript has 3 exons.
AUGCCGAAGGAGGCAUUGGUCACGAUUCGCUACGGCCCCUACAAGGCGUGUUGGGUGGUGGAUUUCAGGACAUUCCGCCUGGAGGGGCUGCGGGCUGCUCUAGAGGAGGAUGGUCACCGCUGCAUCCUGGAGCCAUUUCUUGACUGGAAUACAGUGGAACUGGUUGUGAAAGGAGAGUCUGUUUUCAAAUGUAACAUUAAAGAAUUUGAUUUUGGAGGCGAUGGACUAUUGGAUCCACUUUGUGCAAAAGCAGUGAUUGCAGUGAGAAAUGCCUACUGACUAGUUGAUAAGCUGCAUUGUCAUUUAUAUUCUCACAUUUCCCUCCUACAAGGAAAUGAAGUGUUUCUUCCAGCCAUCUCAUGGCAGGCAUUUUGGUAUCUGGUCAGAAUUUCUUAUUUAUGCUGAUGAUUUAUACCCUUCUCCAGGGAUUAACCACGUAAUUGCAACAUUUCACUGCUCAGACAAUUUUUGCAACUACAUUUCUCUGUAUUCAUUACCAGAAAAAUAAAAUCCUCCUGCAUAUGCUAUUUCUAUAUUAGGUUUUGUAUUUAAGCACAUUUUAAAAUUAUAAUGUAUGAUAAAAAUAUUGGACAGUGGUAGGAUAUUAACAAUACCUCGCACUCCUCAAGAAAGAGGUAGAGCUUUUCGAUCACCUCUGAAGCAAGUUCAGUGAAGACUGAGGUCUGUUCAAAUGAUGAUAGCUGGGAUUUCAACUCAGUCUCUGGAAGGAAGGGCAUAAGUGUAUAACCAAAUCUAAUCUGCACUAUGGUCAAUGUUUAUUUUUAACAAAUACUUUUAUAAACAUACAUAAUAAGGUAAUGUUUAAGGACAUGGAUGUUCUGCCCAUUCAGAAAAACCUACAGAAUGUCAUUCUGUAUUCUGGAAGUGUUGAUACUGAUCAUACAGUUGAGAUGUUUAAAAAAAAGGAAAUCACAGAAAUUAUUUACAAAAGCAAUGAAUUUGUGACAGCAAAAAUCACAUGUAUGGGAAAAGAAGUUAGAAAUGUUUGUACUAGGCAAUCAUCACACAAGAAUACACACUUGUCGAACAGGGAGAAAAGAAUCAAUCUCAGAAAGAGUUCAAUGAAGUCCAAUUCUAAAGUCUAAAAAAUCUAUCACAGCAGUAAGAGAGGAGCUUCAAUUGUACCAGAGAGGCAAUGAUUAAUUUGUUAUCCAGUAUCAAAAACAUAAAAGCUCCUUGAAUUGGAAUAAAAGCUAAGCACAACAUAGUCAAAUGGGCCACAGAUACUGUUUAGUGCCAGCUUUUCAGCUAUGCCUCAGAAUAAUUUAAUUAUUUUUAUAGAUCAUUUCCGAUCAGAAAUAUCAGCAAGCUUUUACUUCAUGGUAGAAUAAUUUUAACAUUGUCCAGUGAAUGUCUUUAAUGGAGCAAAUGACCUUUCUUUAUGGUCUGAUA